Messenger RNA from Phytophthora nicotianae INRA-310, 1554 nucleotides. RefSeq lists its product as hypothetical. Lineage: Eukaryota; Oomycota; Peronosporomycetes; Peronosporales; Peronosporaceae. Gene Ontology annotation, cellular component: Golgi apparatus; membrane. The record is from RefSeq and is a predicted model, not a curated record. Gene Ontology annotation, biological process: retrograde vesicle-mediated transport, Golgi to endoplasmic reticulum. The transcript is spliced from 8 exons. Bases 197 to 1105 code for a protein of 302 amino acids.
AUACGAUUGAAGAAUAAAAUACGAAAUUGGAGACUUCUGCUACGUGGCUACGUGACUCAUGCGGGUGCGUGGCUCUGUCUGGUGUCUGUGGUCUCUAUUGAGAGGUUAUCCUCUAUGAGGCGCUAACUGAGUGAUUCUGGGACGUUCUUCGGUCAAUGCUGAGCAGCUCCCAGUCUCCGUCGGUUUGGUGCUGUCUAUGGUGCUGCUGUGGCUCGUAGGCGCCAUGUUCACGCCUGCAGAGGAGAAAGGCGGCAUACUAGCGCUGUCCGUUGCAGAUGUCAUUCUACGCCACAUUCGUCCGUGGGUCUACCUCACUGCGGGCUUCUACCACCCGUACAUCGUACAGCUGGUGUUCGUUUUGCCAUUAGCCUUCGGUUUGGCCAAGCGGGUGGAGCCUGAUCUUGGUGCUCUUAACCUCGUGCGAUUGCUGCUGUUCGCCAAUACGGCAGCGGCAGUGGUGAUGUUUGUCAACCUCUUCAUCCUCUAUAUUAUCUUCCGAAACCCCAUCUACCUGGAGGCGAGCUUUUCAGGAUUUACGGGUGGAAUCGCGGCGCUGCUGGUGGCCUACAUGAAGCCGACGCCGUUUGCGACAGCUCCCCUGUUCCCUGGCGUCCCGCUUCGUUUCUACCCGCUGGUAGCAUGCAUUGUUUUUUGCUUCUGCACGAUGGCUGGUAUGGCCUUUACUGCUGUCCCGGCAGUUAGCUUGAUGCUCGUGAGUGCUGGACCAUUCUCGGUGCUCGGUGGUUACUUUGGUUGGUACUACCUCCGCUUCCUGAACAAGAACCGUGACCAGACCGUUGGCGAUGUGUCGGAUGAGUUCGCGCUGGUUGUGCUACUUCCUGACUUUUGCAUACCACUUGUAAGCCCGCUCGCCAACUUCUGCUUCAGCGUGGUCAAGCUCUGCGGAUUCUUUAAGAAGCGCGCAGCCCAGAAGCCCAAGAUGCUUCCGAUCCUCACGGAAAUCAAGAAUGACCCGAUUGCUGAACGCCGAAAAGCUCGUGCGAUGAAGGCUCUGGAUGAGAAGCUGGCGAAGCUUGCUCACGCCCGAGACGAUACUGGUGCUUCGUCAUUAUUGUCUGUGGAAGUUCGCGACGACGAGAAUUAAAGAAUGUUCAACGCUGCUACCUAGAGAGGAUGGCGGCGAUGGUUAGACAGACACCCGACAGGUCCAAUCCAUGCGGUUUGCCUGGUUAUACACUUGGAUAUGCGUUUGGACUUUCAUUAUACCCAAUACUGUGCUACCCAGGUUGCGGUAGCACUGUGUGGCUUUGGUAGGAGUGGAAAGCACACAAUCGUUGCGUUUGGAGGCGGUGAUACAGCCUCUACAUCGAGACUACGAUACUCAACAAUUUGUUCAGGAAACACGUCCUCUAGAUAGCAUGCGUAUGCGUUGGCCAUCUCAAGCCAGUGAUCGAACUUGUAGAUAUACUUGUUGAUAACGCCAAAAUGAGCGUGAAGAAAGCGGUACAGGAACUGAAGUGAUGCUGCACGUGCGUGGUUAUCAAUACGCCAUGCCAUGAUGCUACUGUUAUACCCACCUUGACGCUGUUCAUU